AUGCUGCUCCCGGCGCCGCACGGCCGGCCGACAGCCCCGGGCACCUCGGGGAGUUUCGGCCUCGAGGGCGCUGCCCCACGAUGGCAGCAGCGGAGCUACAGGACCUUUGGCGCCAUCCCUCUUGGAGUGGCAGCCGCAGCCUUUGCAUCAGGCAAGGCCGCUUCCCAGCGGCCUGGCCCCCCGGCUGCCCGCGCGCCGCGCGCGGCCGGCCCCAACGCGGACUCGCUGGGAGCAAUGACGGAGCUCCUGUUGCGACUCCGUUCCUCGGAGCCUUCCACCCGAGACGAGAUGCUGCAAGAGGAGAGUGAGAAAGGGCUGAAGGCGAUCUGCGCCGGUUUGGGGCUGAAACGAAGUGGCGGCUCUGAGGACGAGCUACGGGAGCGCAUCGAGGAAGCGCUGCUCGAAGAGGACAAGUUCUACGCAGAAGACAGCCCCGUCCUGCGAAUCAUCGAGGUCUUGGGAAACCAAUCUGAUGCGGAACGCGCCAUGGGCUUUCUUGUGGACAAAUACCGCGCAGUGGACCUGAAGGACUUCUGCAAGGCGCUCCAGAUGCCCAUCAGUGGCACCAAGGCAUCGCUGGCCGAGCGCAUCGCGGCCAAAGCCGGUGAGCUGUCCAAGGUCCUCCACGCCAAGCGUGCAGGCAGCGUGCCCUCAGCCCAAGCCACGGAGACGAAGUCUCGGCGCCGUCGCCCCGCGGAGGUGGCCAAGGUGAUGGAAGAGGUCAAAAAUGCCGAGUUCGCUGAGGAUGCAGGAGGAGACUUCCCCGAGGUCGCAGACGCUGAGGUGAUGGAUGCCGAGGAGGUUGAGCCUCCUCAAGCUGCCCCAGGCCGGCGGAAGGGUGCCAGGGCCUCCCGAAGUGGACGCCCGGCAGCGGUGGAGGCGAUUUUCGAGGCGGACGCCAAAGUUCGCAGCCGCCCAGACGCUUCCCAGGAGGAGUAUGAGAUCGGCCUUGGCCAAGCCCUGGUUGAUGGGCCGGACGAUUUCGAUGAGGACGAGAGCACACCGCCUGAGCUCCCCAGCUCCGGCAACUUCCCGCAACCUGGGGCCGAGGGCGCCCCAAGCGAGCUGGUUGACGAGGAGGACGAUCAGCGAAAGCAGCGGCGCUUCAUCGAGCGGCGGCAGAAACUCAUGGGCUACGUGGUGGAGGAGGGCGCCGCAAUCUAUGGCAGCCAGAAAGAGCAGUACCUGGAAGACCUGAAUCAGCUGUUGAAGGAUGCUCCGACCGAGACCAAGUGUCAGUACCUCAACGACAAGCUCGAGGAGCCGACUCACGAGUCGCUGGCGGUCCGCUUCCCCGAGGUGCUGGGUCCUGCUCGGGAUGGCCCUGAAUUUGCGGCCUGGCACGUGGAGCCCUACCAGGAGGAGAUGCAGAUGGUAGGUGAGUUGGGACCCGCACGGGUCGCAUGGUGCCAAUGGUGGGAUCGGGUGCAUGGGUGUGGUCAAGUCGUUGACUACACCGACAAGGCUGCUGUCAAUGUGGUCUCCGCUGCCUUGACGACGGGCGCGAAUGUGCAUCCACAAUCAAAGUACCUCACGCAGGGCGAGUUUGUGGAGUACCGCAGGGUCGAGGAGCCCGAGGGCAAUGCCCGGGCCAUCCUCGUCCGCGGCGUCAAAGGCUGGCCCCUCGCGUGCGAGGUCGCUUCGCUGGACCCGAGUCGGGCUUUGCCAGGUGACUAG
Molecule: messenger RNA, 1677 nt
Organism: Symbiodinium natans
Lineage: Eukaryota; Dinophyceae; Suessiales; Symbiodiniaceae
Source: the annotation of a GenBank genome assembly